UGCUGUCUCAAGUGGAAUAAUCAAAAAUGCUGAUCAUAUGUUAUUUACUGCUGAUGCUCAGAGUGGGGCGAUGCACGGACAGUCUGAUCUUUGAGACGAAGACUGUUGGUGUUGGAUACAAUGUGACUUUGACAUGUACCCGCCAGGCAUCUGAGCCCAAAACAAGGUUGUUUUGGAUCAGGCUAGUUUCUGGAGAUUUGCCUGAAUUGUUGGGAGGAACGUACACCUUUGAUUUUGAUGGCGUUAACAAGACUCCUCGCAUUACAGCAAAACAAGAGCCUGGAGCAUUUGUCCUGCAUAUUAGUCAAACAAAUCUAAGUGAUACUGGAGUUUACUACUGUGUCAAAGUAAAAGAACUUGACAUGAUAUUUCUGAAUGGAACAUUUCUGAGAAUUAAAGGACCAGAACCUGAUGUUACUGCCGUCGUUCAAGUCCCUCCAUCUGAUUCAGUCCGUCCAGGAGACCCAGUGACUCUGCAGUGUUCAGUCCUCUCUGACUCUGAGAAGAAAACAUGUCCAGGAGAUCACAGUGUGUUCUGGUUCAGAGCUGGAUCAGAUGAAUCUCAUCCCAGUUUAAUUUACACUCAUGGAAACAGUGGUGAUGAAUGUGAGAAGAGUCCUGAGGCUCACUCUCCACAGAAAUGUGUCUACAACUUCUCUAAGAAUGUCAGCUCCUCUGAUGCUGGGACUUAUUACUGUGCUGUGGCCUCAUGUGGAGAGAUAUUAUUUGGAAAUGGAACAAAACUGGACACUGAAGGAACCAGUACGUGGUCACAGACGGACAAAGCAGUUGUUUUUCUGCUGUGUGCUGUCUUGGUUAUAAGUCUGAUUGUUUUAGCCGUCCUCAUUUACGCCAUUAAGUGUGACAACGCUGCUGUUCCUCUGCAGAAAAUCAGUGGUGGUCAGAAAAGUCAACAGAGAAAUGAAGACGUGCAGGUUUAUUCUGCUGUCGUCUUCACCAUGAUGAAAACUGACAGAGGUGCAAUAAAGGAUGCAAAAGCAGCGGAGAGAGAGAGGAUCUACACUGCUGUCAAGGCUUUUGGGUUGGAUUAGUGAGUGAACAAGCCUGUUUGUCUUCAGUUUGUAAUGUAUGAUCUAGUUGAUGGUAGUCUGUUUACAGAUAAAGGGUUUGUUAUACACAAUGUGACUAACGCUGUACAUAUUAUCAUUCUGAAUAAAGGUUUAUCCAUACAUUUGAAACUAGUUAGAUUGAAAUAGACUAAAAUGAAUUGAAAGUGUGGUUGAAAAUGUCCAUUGUAUAUACCUUACUUGUUUUUACUUUGUUAUAAAGACUAUUAAUGUUUUAAUAUACACCAUUUUGAAUUAAGGCUUGGCCAAACAUUUGAAACUAGUCAGGUUCAAACAGAUAUAUUUAAAAUAAUUAAGAAGUGGUGCACACUUUUAGGUAUAAUUAAAGAUGUCCCAAUCCUAUCUCAAAGAUCGAUAUCAGUGUUGAUUGAGGCAUUUUUUAACUGAUCGGAAUCAGCUGUAUUGAGCCUUAUUGACCAAAUCCUGAUCAGUACCCUUCAUUGCAUGCCGCUGAAGGUGGACUUACAUGGUGAUUGUUAGUAAACUGUUUUGGAGGAAAAAUCUAAUGUGGUCUAAAUAUAAGACCAAGAAUUUAUUAAGCAUGCACCUAUUCGAUCCACUGGAUCGUUGUUGACAUUGAUAUAUUAGGGGGACCAGAUAUCAGAAAGGGAGAGAGAGAGAAAAGGCAGUAUCAGCCUGUAUCUUGUAUUGGAACCAGAAUCAGAAUAGGUAAAGUCCAAUCAGAGGAUAUUUGAAAGUAAGUUAAUUUACUCAUCAUGCAUGAAUCUGUAAUGGCAGUAAACCAGUUGGAAUUAAUUGCGUUAAGAAUUUAUGCAUGUUGCUGUUUCUUUAUUGUUUUUCUUAUGUGACCAUGCAAAGUAUUUGUAAACAUGUGAUUAAAAAAUAAAUGUGUGUGCUAAA
Molecule: messenger RNA, 1949 nt
Organism: Dicentrarchus labrax (European seabass)
Lineage: Eukaryota; Metazoa; Chordata; Actinopteri; Moronidae
Product: signal-regulatory protein beta-2-like
Exons: 6
Coding region: 27-1052 (341 amino acids)
Biological process (GO): response to bacterium
Source: RefSeq, a predicted model, not a curated record